Molecule: messenger RNA, 1361 nt
Organism: Hevea brasiliensis (rubber tree)
Lineage: Eukaryota; Viridiplantae; Streptophyta; Magnoliopsida; Malpighiales; Euphorbiaceae
Exons: 2
Coding region: 224-970 (248 amino acids)
Cellular component (GO): plasma membrane
Source: RefSeq, a predicted model, not a curated record
UUAUCUGUCAAGCAGUCGCUCUUUACUCAGACUAGCUCUUCCGCUCUCCUUUUCCCUUCACUCUCUUUCUCUCUCUCUCUCUCUCUCUCUCCACCGCUUCAAAAGCAGAGGAACAAGUGCUGUAGGGAGAGAGAAAAGCUAAGUAGGAAGAGGGAAGAGGGAGAAAAGAGGGGAGGAAGGAGGAAUCGCAAGUUUCACAUCCGCCGGAAACUAAUCCCACGAAAUGCCGCCACCAACGCAGCCGAGCAUUAGCCUGAACGGUGACCACAGACCACCACGCCCACCGCAGAGUUCAAACUCCCAUCCCCACCAACACCAUCCGUACUACCCAUCAGCGUCUUCUUCCAACUCAGCCUCCUUGAAAGGCUGCUGUUGCUGUCUCUUCCUCCUCUUCUCCUUCCUUGCUCUCCUUGUCCUCGCCAUCUUCCUCAUCAUCAUUCUUGCUGUCAAGCCUAAGAAACCCCAGUUCGAUCUCCAACAAGUCGGCGUCCAGUACAUGGGCAUCUCCGCUUCCAACCCCAGUUCGUUUGACCCCACCACCGUCGCCACUGGGCCCACUUCCGCUUCACUCUCUUUAACCAUCCACAUGCUAUUCACCGCCGUUAAUCCCAAUAAGGUUGGGAUCAAGUACGGUGAGUCCAAGUUCACUGUUAUGUACCAUGGGAUCCCUUUGGGGAAGGCUUUGGUUCCUGGGUUUUACCAGGAGGCCCAUAGCGAGCGACAGGUAGAGGCCACCAUCUCCGUCGAUCGCUAUAGCUUGUUGCAGGCAAAUGCUGCUGAGUUGAUCAGGGACGCCUCGUUGAAUGAUAAAGUGGAGCUUCGGGUUCUGGGUGAAGUUGGUGCUAAGAUCCGUGUUCUAGACUUCGACUCCCCUGGAGUACAGGUAUCUGUGAAUUGUGCAAUAGCGAUAAGUCCAAGGAAGCAAUCUCUUACUUACAAGCAGUGUGGGUUUGAUGGAUUAAACGUCUGACUAAGCAGAACAUGGCCAAAAACAGAAGGCAAAGAAGAAAAAGAUUAUAUAUAUUUUUUUCUUUUUUCUGUUCCCUUGUUUAGUUUUUUUUAGAGAUAAGCAAGUGAGAGUGGAGAAAAGCAAAAGAGAAGGCUAGAAAGUAGAAAGCAGGUUAAGACUGGAGACCCAUAUCCUCACAUGGAGGAUGGAAGGCAAAGAUGGGUGGUAAAAAAAGAGAAAUGGGGAUAUUCUAAUGGGAAAUCAAAAAAGUUUUCCCAAGAUUUUUCAGGUUUUUAUAUUGGUUUACUUCACUUGGAAGAAAAAAAAAAACUGAUUGCGUGUAAAGUGUAAUUCUCAUGUAAUGCCAUCCACACCUAAUUAGCUUGUUUGUUUCUUUCUUUCUUUUCUCAAA